GUCGUGUGUGUGUGUGUGUGUGUGUGUGUUGAUGGUGGCGGUGGAGGCUGGGAGGAAUCUGCUGAUCCGACAUUUCGCAAGGACCGGACUCCCAGCGCCCCGGGGAACAUGGUGUUAGGGGACAGAAGAGUCCAGGACAAAGGACCGUAAAUUUAAAAGCUAUCCAGAAGUGAUGUCAGAAAGCAUUUCUUCACAGAAAAGUUUUUUUGAGUAUUUUCUAUAAAUGGACCCCAGCACCAUGUCAUUUAUUGAAGGAGUUGGUGAUGAAGUCACAGUCCUGUGUGGAAUAGUCUUCCUGGUACUGGCACUUGUUCUCGCCUGGCUCUCCACACAUGUUGCUGAUCGUAGUGAUCAAAUAUUUGGGACCAUUGUUACCACAGGGAACUCGUCGUUAGUGGGGCUGAGCAGUGUAGAGCGGUACGUGGCAAAUGCAGCAACACCUGAGACAGAUGAAGCCCAGUCAGCAACUGCCCCUGCUGAGCAAAAGCCAGAGGAAGAAAAUGAUUCUGGGCUUGGAGCAUCACCUGGAAAUAAUGGACCCACCAAUGAGCAGGUGCCAAUUGAAGGGGCUUCCAGUUUAACCGACGCGAAUAUCGAUCCUCUUUUGAACAUACAGGGUUUGCGCAAGCGAGCAUCAGCCAGUGAGAUCAGUACUGGAGAGGUACUGGAUCCUGGAAUGCUUGAGAACUGUAAUGCUCAUGCACGUGUUGAAGAGGGCGAAGGGCAAAUUAAAGUGAGGCUGAAGUUUUUAAAUGACACCGAAGAGGUAGCACGAGUAAAACCUGAUGAUACCAUUGGAUUUCUGAAGAGCAAAUAUUUCCCAGGACGAGAGCAGCAAAUGAAGUUCAUUUACCAAGGCCAGCUUCUGCAAGAUCAGUCCCGCACUCUUGGAUCGCUUAACAUCACAGAUAACUGCGUCAUUCAUUGUCACAUUUCACAAACUUCAUCCUCCCCCAGCCCUGCUGUUUCUUCAAUGGUGGAGCAGAACCAAGCUGCCCUUAAUGUUGGUAAUCUGAUGAUCCCAGUUUUUGUCAUCAUGCUUGCUGUAGUCUGGUACUACCGCAUCAACUACCGCCAGUUCUUCACUGCACCAGCCACUGUUUCCCUGGUUGGUGUUACUGUUUUCUUCAGUUUUCUUGUGUUUGGCAUUUAUGGUCGAUAAAGGCACAGUAAUAUUUUCCCAUUCUUCAUCAUUGCUUAUCCAACCCAACUGAAUGUGGUGUUACUGGUCAAUGUUGAAAUAAGAUGUGAUGUGGAAUCAGUGUAAUUUUUUUAAACAAAAGUAAAAUAGAGAUCCGGCUUAGCACUGAUUUUUGCCAGAAUACCAUGCUGUUGGCAACUCACUGGCAUUUAAUAGAAAUUUUAAAAUAAAGUCUAGCUAGGAAAAUGAUCGCAAUUAGUAGAAUUUGUCAUGGGAAAUUUUACUGUUGAAUUAUAAAGGGAUAAGGUAACAUUGAGCCAAAAAACAUUUCAUACAGCCAAAUCCUGUUAAAUGCAAAUGUAAGUGUCCUCCAAAAGAAAGUUUAAGGAUCUGUUAAUAUAGAUCAGGUCUUGCAUUCAGUGAAUAUUAAAUUGCCAAUAUGAAAAUUCAAAUCCAUGAGUUAUUGUCUUUGAAUAUCAGAAAUAUCAAGGCCUUACAACAUUGAAAGUAGGUAAGAUUAGAUUUUUCAUUGUGGCAGCCAGUCAAAAUUCUAUCACGGGUCAAGUAUACAUUUAUCUGGACUUACUAUAUUUACAGUUUCAGUAGUUAUCUUGUAAGGCCUGAAGAUUUUUAAGAUGUGACUGUUACUGUAAAACAUACGAAAUCAUUGUACUAACAGGCAAAACCUUGUUAAGUGGACAAAGGUGUUAUUUCAUGUCACAUUAUUACAUUGGUUUCCAAAAGCCAGGGAGAUGGAGUCUAAUGCUAUAGUAAAAGUUGGAUAUUUCUGUCCACAGUCGCCUUUAUUAAUGGCAGUUGGCAAAGGAGCUCAACAAAUGAUCAAUUCUACGAGUUUUACCCCCUGAUUUUUUGAAUGUCAGGCUAUGUAAUAUUUACAUGAUUUUUAUAAAUGCUUGAUCAUAAGGUGUAGCAAUCAUUGUAUUUGCAUUAGUGUAUUGAGAUGUGUCCAAUCUCUGGUUUGUUCCAUGACUGCUUUCCUGAUCAUGUAUCAUGUUAUCCUAAAGGUGACAUUGUACUACUGCUGUUAAAGUUCAGAGGGAAAGUGGGGAGAGUAGAUAGCCAAUGCACAAAUUAGACUGCCUUUUGGAGAAGUUCUACAACCAGAAAAAAAACAGCAAAUUUUAAAAACAGAUUAGUAGGAAAGGAAGUUGUUUAAUUAUCAGAGGUGAGACUUUUACAAAGAAUACUGGGAUUCAAACUGAGAAAUCUAGCAUAGAGCUUUAAAAAGAAUAAAACAGCAGCAGAGAUUUAGUUAGAAUGCCUGUCACAAAAUUUAAAUCUGCACCUUGUGUGGUGCAAUGUUGUAGAAAGGUGUAAUUUGUCUAAAUUUAUAGUGUGGGUUAUACAUGCUUCUCAGGAGUCCCCUUUCACUGAGUCUAAAGCUACACGGGUUGCAGCAAAUAUUGGCUGAAAUGAGUGAUGCUUAGUUUAUUAUUCAGACUUCAUGUACUUUAUAUUAAAUUAAGUCUUCAUUAAGAGUUGUAUAUUUGGGAGAUAUUUUUUCAAUAAAAGACUGGUAUGAGCCCAAGUUAGAGUGAGGAUAAAGUAAAAAUUAACAACUCAGAAAAGGGAGAGUACAGAUGCAGAAACCCUGUGUGUAGAUGGUUGCAGAAGAGUAUGCUAAAAACAAGCAUAGCCCUUCAUGUAGAGGUCUUGAUACUCCUUGGUAUCUGGAAGAAAUGUGGGGUGGUGAUGUGUGGCUGUGCAAUGACAUGAAAUAUAAUAUGGAGGUAUUCAAGAGAGAAGAGUUGUAGCUGUGAAUUGGGGAGUAUGGUGGUUUCCUGAAAAGAGAUGCAUGGAGAGAGUUGCCACUAUCUCUGCUGCUUUUAUAGUUUUUUUUAAUCAUUUGUGCCUUCAAGAUUUUAAAAUAUUGCUGACAUUUAUUUUUCAGAUCUGUAGAACAGACCUGUAUUGUGCUGAAAGUAGGGCACUAGAUUAUUGGAUUUAAAAUCUGUAACUUUUCUGAAAUGUUCUCCCUUUGUUUCAUGAUAACAGCUCAUUGAAUGUAAUUAAAUAUAGAAACCA
This is a messenger RNA of Pristis pectinata (smalltooth sawfish), 3187 nucleotides long. RefSeq names its product transmembrane and ubiquitin-like domain containing 2 (gene tmub2). The record is from RefSeq and is a predicted model, not a curated record. The coding region runs from base 224 to 1162 and encodes 312 amino acids. Gene Ontology annotation, molecular function: protein binding. Lineage: Eukaryota; Metazoa; Chordata; Chondrichthyes; Rhinopristiformes; Pristidae. The transcript is spliced from 4 exons.